Molecule: messenger RNA, 1700 nt
Organism: Trichosurus vulpecula (common brushtail)
Lineage: Eukaryota; Metazoa; Chordata; Mammalia; Diprotodontia; Phalangeridae
Gene: CFAP53
Product: cilia and flagella associated protein 53
Exons: 8
Coding region: 81-1595 (504 amino acids)
Source: RefSeq, a predicted model, not a curated record
GUAGCGUUCCGGAAGUGGGCCUCGGGACUCGCUUGGGAGAGCCGAGCAGGGCGGCUGCCGAGGCAGCGCAGCGAGCAGCUAUGGAGAGGGUUCUGCAACGCGAAGUGAAGGGCGCGACGCCGUUUGUAGUGGCGCUGAGGGCCAAGCCUCCUAAAGACCAACAUGCUGAUAAACUUCUCCGUAAAAUUAGACUUAAUGCUUUUAAGAAAGAUGCCAUUGAAGCUUCCAUUAAAGAGAAUGAAAAGUUUCACUUGGGUGUCCAGUGGGAGCUGCGCAUGGGCCGAAGUUUUAUGGACAAAUUUGUGCAGAGAAAUGUAGAAGAUGCUAUGCAAGGAUUUUUGAUAAAUACUGAAGAAAGAAGAAACAGACUUCGGGAACUCCUGGAAGCUGAAGAAAAUGAAUAUUUGACUGAAAUUGAAGCCAAGGAAAACACAGCAAAGAUUAGACAAGAUGAGAUGAGGGAGAAAAUUCGAGUAUUAAGAGAAGUAAGAGAAAAGGAGAGACAAGAUUUUGUUGCUAAAAAACGAGACCAACAAUUCAGACAACACUGUGACGAUCUCCGAACCCACUUGAUGAAAGUCCAUGAGAAGAAGGUGUGUGAAGAACGAGCCGCACAGGUAGCAUUUAAUGAGGAACUGAGAAAACAGAAAAUGAUAGAAGACAAACUGUUCGUUGAGCUGUGGGAACAAGACAGAUUAGCAAAGGAAAAGAGAGAAGCUGAUGAAGCUGCUGAAAAAGCACAGAGAAAGGAGCAGGCACUCUUAUGUCUCAAUGCCCAGAUGGCUACUCUUGAAGCUCAAAAACAAGAGGCCAGGCGUCUAAAGGAAGAAGAAGCCCUAUUAGUGGAAGAGAGAAUAGCUCAGCUGAAACGAGAUAAAGAAAGAGAGAGGCUGGAGAAGCAGCAGAAAAUGCGUCAGACCAGGGACAUUCUGCAGAAAGCCCUCCAAGACAGGAAUGAGCGUCUCGCUCAGGAAAGAGCUGAGGAACUUUACUUGGACAACAAGCUUUUAGAAAUUGCUCGUCAAGAAACACGAGAUGAGGAUGAAGAACUAAGGCAAAAGAAAGAAGACACUGAGAGGGAGGGAAAGAUGUAUCAGGCCUAUCUGAAUCAGUGCUGGGAAGCUGAGAGACUUCAUGAAGACGAGGCAGACAAAAUCAUAGCGGCUGAGGCAGCAAAAAUAAAAGCCAAGAAAGAUGCACAACUGAUGCUUGAAAAGGAUGCAAGAAAACGACUAAUGGAUGAUGUCUUGGCUACCAGACGACUACAAGUUAUAGAAAAAAUGGAAAGAGAAGCAAAAGAAAAAGAUCUUGAUCUUGAAUUAAUAAUGAAAGGCUUUGAAGAACUUAACCGUGAAGAUGCAGAAAAUAAUGCAAGAAAAGUCAUGGAAACCCUGGAAUACAGGGAGCAACUGCAAGCUCAGAUUGAACACCAGCGCCAGAUGCGAGAGGCAGAAAAAGCAGAGGACAGGAGAGAGUAUGAAGCGGGGCUGACGGCGAAGAAAGAGUUUGAGGAACGUAUUCAGGAAGUGCUGGCCAAGUAUGAGGCUGACCAAGAACACACCCAUCCCUUUCGAAGAACUGUUCCGAAAGCAUAGUCUGUUUAGUAUCAAUUAAGAUACAGAUUAACUCUUCUAAUGCUCAAAUAUAUUUUAUUUUGAAAUUCUUACUAACUCAUUAAUAAACUAUCCUUUUCUCCUUGA